Messenger RNA from Penicillium cinerascens, 645 nucleotides. Its product is annotated as Yae1 family protein. NCBI's taxonomy places the organism in Eukaryota, Fungi, Ascomycota, Eurotiomycetes, Eurotiales, Aspergillaceae. The coding region runs from base 1 to 645 and encodes 214 amino acids. The transcript has a single exon. The record is from RefSeq and is a predicted model, not a curated record.
AUGUCCGCCCAAACCGACACUGCACACCCCGCAGUCGACAACUCCCUCGACGACAUCUUCGGCUCCUCCCCCGAAACAGAGACCCGGUCAGAGCUGCGCGCCUCCCAACCUACAAACGAACCCUCCGACCUGCCCUCUCUACGCCGCCAACACGUUACAGCCGGCUACCGUGACGGCGUUGCAACGUCCAAAGGCCAAAACGUACAGGAAGGCUUCGACGCCGGGUUCCCCGUCGGUGCACAAUUAGGCAUGCGGGCAGGCACUAUUCUCGGUAUCUUGGAGGGGAUUACGCGCGGAGUGGAGGAUCGAUCCGUCGUGAAGAAACCCGCGAGGGGCACGAAAGAGGCGAGCGGUCCAGAGCUGGAGUCGCGUCGUGCGACGCGGGAGCAGGUGCUCAAACUCUACACGGACGCGGUCUCUGCUCUGGAUGUGCAGGCUGUGUUUACAGGCGAGGCGGAGAUCAAGUCCGGCGAAGCAGGGGAGACGGCGGAAGCACAACUGGGGCGGAAGGGGGAUGGGGUGAUAUCGAAGUGGGAGGCCAGGGUUUCUGUGUCAGGAUGGGAGGAGAACAUGGAGGCGCUAGAGAUGAAGGAGAAGGCUGAGAAGGAAAGCCAGGGAGGGCAGGGCGCGGGUGAACGGAGCUGA